UUCACAUCGUUUCAUUAGAUUUUUUUUCUUCCUCUGAGCAAAUAUGGCUGCCUCUCAUCGCAUCUUCCUCGUAAAGAACUAAAUUGACGUGACAUUAAGGCCAAAAUUAUUGUGCUGAUGACAAACAACAUUACCAAACGCCAAAACGCACUUUAAACGACGGCCUUACAGAAAUGUUUCGGCUGAUAAAGAGGGGAGUGCACGCGAGUAUAAAUUAACCCUUUCCAGUGUAGCAUCCAGCAGCUUCUGAGAAAACGAUGCAUCAGGUGAGCAGCAGCAGUGACCUCUGCAUGAGUGUGGCUAGCCUGGCGGAGGACUGUCACACAGCCAGCCCCUUUGAUUUAUGUAGCACACCACCCAGCAAGUUCUUCGCCUCUCCUGCAAACCCAGGUCUGCAGCUGUCCCUUGCCAGCCUUGCCCCUCUGCCUCAUGGGAUGCACAAAGCCAUGGCUUGUCAUUUGCAAGACUCCCAGACAGACUUCCAGGCACAGGCAAUGAGAAUCAGAUCCGGUGAGGGUUCAGUCCCUGAGGGAUCUAGGAAAAAGGAGGGAAUAGUCAAGUCGGGAAGGAGGGGGAGACCAUCAGGAACCACAAAGCUGGCAGGGUAUCGCACAAGCACGGGACGCCCAAUUGGGACGACACGAGCGGCUGGAUUCAAAACCAGCCCAGGGAGACCCCUCGGGACCACCAAAGCCGCAGGGUACAAAGUCAGCCCCGGCAGGCCUCCUGGUAGCAUCAAGAGUCUAGCCCGCCUGAGGAAGUUAGAGUUUGGCUGUGACAGCGCCAAAACACUUGACUUAAACAACUGCAGCGUUCCAAAGGAACUGGACUUGACGAGCUGUGACCUCCCUCCUUUUUCAUACACCAUGCUGGAGAAGAGGGUUCUCUGUGAGCCGAGUAGCAAAGCGGACAAACCCAGUGAAUAGGUGGUUUCAUGUGCAUGAUAAUGCACCUGAAAGCUGUAUGACCUGUUUUCCUUUAGAUCAUCUUAUCUUACAUUCUCUGUAUCAUUUUUGCCAUUCCUAUGAGUUAUAACCAAUCUAUAAACAAUCAUACACAUCACUUAUUGAAAUCAACUUUUCUAUAAGCAAAAAUGUGUUUAUUAAGUAGUGGAUAUGUUUUGUUUCUAUCAUAUUUCUUCAAAAAUAGAAACUUGUCAAAUAUUUUUUCUCGACUUUUAUAAGUUUUUCUGACCAGUGUCCUGAACGUAAAUAUGUUACUGUACCUGUCUAAGUGUUUUUUUCUUUAUUGCUUUACAUGCACCUUACCUUGUGAUAUAUUUGAGCAUCAUGCCUGUCACAUGUUAACCUGUAUAGUUUGUAGCACCACAUAUUUUCUGCACUUUGUACAUGUUUCAUGAAAAGCCUUGUUUUCUCUUGAUUUACCAGUUAAAAUAUGUGCUCAUUAAAUAGGGAAUAAAAAAAUGUGUAACACGUGGUAA
Messenger RNA from Oryzias melastigma (Indian medaka), 1441 nucleotides. RefSeq names its product UPF0461 protein C5orf24 homolog. The transcript is spliced from 2 exons. NCBI's taxonomy places the organism in Eukaryota, Metazoa, Chordata, Actinopteri, Beloniformes, Adrianichthyidae. The coding region runs from base 258 to 926 and encodes 222 amino acids. The record is from RefSeq and is a predicted model, not a curated record.